Physella acuta is the source of this 6405-nucleotide messenger RNA. Its product is annotated as WD repeat-containing protein 81. NCBI's taxonomy places the organism in Eukaryota, Metazoa, Mollusca, Gastropoda, Physidae. Gene Ontology annotation, biological process: aggrephagy. Gene Ontology annotation, cellular component: mitochondrion. The record is from RefSeq and is a predicted model, not a curated record. Gene Ontology annotation, molecular function: phosphatidylinositol 3-kinase regulator activity; protein binding.
CAAUCUGAAAGUAAAAAUCGACUUUCUCUUUUGACUAGCAACCAACAGUCAUGUAUUGUUAUCUUUACAGUAAUUUAGAAAUAUAAUCAAAAUUUAGGCCAAUGCAAUGUAUGAAAAAUCGACAGCACCCAAUGUUGUUAAACAUAUCUGUGACGGCUUACACAUUCCUUUCAAAUUUUGUCAACUCUUAUCUGCUGACCGAGCUGUCUGCAUCGUGAAUGAUGACUGGGUGAAAAACUUGUACAGGGGUCAGCUUUCCCCUUCAUCUAGCACAGAUCUUGAUUCAUGUGAGGCAGAACGCUAUCUGUCACGCUCAUGUGACAAGAUCCCUCCACCAUGGGUUCGCAUAACUGUCAAAGCAAUUGUCAAGUCAGAUGAAUUGUAUGAGAGCCUUCCUGGUGCCUACCUCCAUAAACAGUGGUCCUGUGGGAGUCUGUAUGAGUUCAUGUCACACAUAUCUAAAGAAAAUACAACUAAUUUAUGGCUGCAAGCGCAGAGCACAUUAAAAGAGGGAAGCGGCAUCUCAUCUCUUAAGUCUGAAAGCUUAACUUACACAGCCUUAGUACGGCAGCUGGUUAGGAGACUGAACCCAACAGUGUACCUGGGCCUUGAGCCAGAUGAGAAUAUCCUACCACACCAGCCUAGACGCAGCUCACACAGCAGCAGUAGCACAACAGACCACGGCAGUUUCAGGACAGGUGGCAGCGGCUCCGGCAGCUUCUACAACACAUCUGACACCCAGGUGUGUCAUGGCAUUGUUGCCAUUGACGCCGUGGUGGAAACUGACAGUCAUUUCUUCCUAGUCCAGCCAUACUACCUGUACACGCUGCGUGAUUCAGUGACCUUCAGUCCUGCCAUUUUAGAGGGCAGUCAUGCAAAACCACUCUUUAUUGUUUAUCAACUCCUGCAAGCUAUGCAUGCCCUACACAACCAUGGGCUCCGUAUGGGAGAUAUACGUGUGUGUGAUGUUGUUAUGGACAAAAAUAUGUGGCUCCGUGUUACCAGUCCCAGACUGAGCAUUCUUAAACCCAGUGGUGAAAACAUGUCCAGCAACUGCUCUGAAUCUGGUUCCCUUUAUUUAACUGCUAAUUCUCCAGAUGUGGAGCAGAAAAAAAACUUUUUUCCUCUGUUGAAAGACCUGACAGCAUCUGCAACUCCUCAGCAACCUGGCGGCUCCCAUGAAAAAUUGUUUGAAUCUGCCUGCGACUUCAUGGAAUCUUAUGAGCUUCAACAUUAUGAAAUCACCAUGCUGGAUGCUAUCGUUGAUUCCUGGGUACAUCGGCAGAUAAACAACUUCCAGUACUUGAUGAUACUCAACCAUUUGGCCGGCAGGAGAAUGAAUGACCCCAACAACCACCCCGUUCUGCCCUGGGUUCUAGACUUCACAGCACCAGACUCUGGCUACAGAGAUCUGACCAAGUCCAAAUUCAGGUUAAAUAAAGGUGAUGGUCAGCUUGAUUUCACCUACUCUGGCAUGCUGGAGAUCUCAGAAACAGGUGAUCACGUACCCCAUCAUGUCUCAGAUGUUUUAUCAGACAUCACGUACUACGUAUACAAAGCGAGACGCACACCUAAAGCCAUAUUAUGUGCACACGUAAGAUCUAACUGGGUCCCCCAUGAGUAUCCAAUCAGCAUGCAGCGUUUAAUGGACUGGACACCAGAUGAAUGCAUUCCAGAAUUUUUCAUCGACCCCAUCAUAUUUAACUCUAUUCAUGAAGAUCUCCCUGACCUUGAGAUCCCACCUUGGAGCAAAAAUGCAUUAGACUUUGUUGUGCGCCACCUGGCUGCCCUAGAGAGCGACCACGUCUCAAGCAAUCUUCACCACUGGAUUGACCUGACGUUUGGUUACAAGCUGAGUGGCCCAGCUGCUGUUAAAGCCAAAAAUGUCCAUCUUCACAUGGUAGACCAGCACACUAACCUCAAGCGCUAUGGGGCCACACAGCUGUUCCAACAGCCACACCCACAGAGGGAACUCAAACCAACCAGCACUUCCAACCUAUUGCCUCAAAUAACACGGGGUUUGUUGAACUCACAGCUUCUAACCUAUGGGAUACCUGAAGUAGAAAAAGAUGUCAAUGAAAGCCAUGAUGGAGUCUCAGAGGCAGGGAGGAUAAAUCAGGCAACCAUUCACCUACCCAGGAACUAUAACCCAGUGGCAGAAAUAGAGAAAUGUGAAGUUCUCCAGGAAUUUAAGACCAAAUCUUUACAUACAAGAGGAGCUAAAUCCUAUGGAAAUAAACUUUCUCCAGCCCCCAAAUACCAGGAUGAAGGGGUCACUGAGGACAUGGUGACCUUGCUGUGUCUCACCUGUGAAUUAUUUCUAGACUCAAAGCUGCGCAUGCAGAACACCUGUCAACCUUUAUGGAAACGAGUGAAGACAAUUAAAAGAAUUUGUUCGCCAGAUUUUUCAGAAGUCCAAAGGCCCCUGCAGAAGUUUGUCUGGGACAUGUUCAACAGCCUGGACAUCACCCCGGAGAAGAAAUUUGUUUUCCACGCCAUAUUCCCUGACGGCAGCCCUCCCCCCACCCCAGGUUUCCUCAUCCAGCCUUACUCUGAUCUCAUCCCAUUCCCCCCCUACUUCAGUGAGCUGUACACUUGCCUGAGUAAACUGGAAGAGAAAAUGAAAGAGAUUGAAGAUCUCAGGAAGAGCAGGAAGCCACUGGUGGAGAGGGCUCACCUCAUCAAACAGCUGGAGAGAGAGAAAGUGCCAAUUUUAGAGGCUUUUCUGUGGAGACAUCAGGGUUACCUAGGGUCAGAGGGCAUGGGCCUAGUCCUGCCGUACAUCCAGGACCUGCUGCAGAAUGAGUACACGACAGUCCAGACGGCCUGGUCUCUGUUUGAUAUUGCCACACGUGAGCUGGGACCUGGUGACUCCACCAAACAGUUUCUCACCUCAUUGACAGCCCUGUAUGCUGGCGACAUUUCAUCAGCAAAACACAUCAAGCUCUACCACAGGUCAUUCUUGAUCCAACUUAUUAUACGACUGGGCUUAAAAACUUUCCUCAUGUACUUCUCCACUCUCCUGGUUGAGGCAGUUGCUGGGUACAAAGAUUUUUUGAUGACCAGCCGCUUCUACCCAGAGGAACUUCUGGAGGAACUCAACCAAAAUGACAUCCUGACUUCAACAAGGGACAGCACUCAACAGAUGACGGAGGAGGAGUACAGGCCAGGUCACAUCAGGGAUCUGGUGGAAGGUGUCAUUGAGGAGGACCCGGAGGCAGAGUGUGCCAGAGACGAGGAGGUGAGUCAGGCCAGCAGGGAGCCCAUGUUUUUCUCCACCCUGGACAGCCUGACACUGGACGCUGGCCUGCUGAAGUCAGCUGAUGCUGGGGACAGGGACUCUCUCAGCAGUGAGACCAGUGAGGACAGGCUGAUACUUGCUCACAUGAUCAGAGCCCAGGAAUGUGCUGGGGGCGAGCCUUACGCCAGCCCUGACCAGCAUUCCAUUCACAGCAUUUCACUCAUCAUGCCGCGGCACAGGGAAGACUCCCCUAACAUUCUGGAUGACCUUGAACCAUUUGGGGAUUAUGACGAGUGUGACACUGCAGUUUUUGACCAAGACUCUCCUCUGUCCAAAGUUUCCUCCAAAACUAUUGACCAGAGGAUCAGGACAUCCAGUGGCAGAAGUUUGGAAUCUGAUAUUCCCUCAGAGCCUGGAACUAAAAAUGUGGCCUUGGAUUCAUCAGAUGCUAAAAAUGUGAGUGAAUUUGUUGCUCAGAAAAAUGGGGACUCAUCAAGAACUGACGCCAAUAGAUGGCGCCUUUCAGAGAAAAUAGAUGAGAACAACUCAUCUGAAGAUCUUGUUGAUUCCAAGAAAAAUGUGAAGAACCCACAGGCAGCCAGGGAAAGGUCGACCUCUGACAUGGUGCGCAGUGAGACAGAAGACCUAAUGCUGCACCUGUCAUCUGACAGCUCUGGGAGUGUCAUCAACAUCCGUGACAUCGCAGCGGAUUCUGUCAAGUGGCUGUGUCACAAGCUAGGGCCAGUGCUGGCCACCAAGUUUUUAUCCAGGAAUUUGGUGCGCAUGUUGGCCCUGUGUUACCUCGGCCAGGAUCAGCUGCAGUUUGUGGAAAGUUCUGGUGCCAGUGUGACCAAGACUUCACGUCUGGUGGCAGGUGAUUCAAAUGCCCAUAAGGUGCUAGAGUGUAUUGGGUUUUCAGUGGUGCUCUAUGGUGAGCAGGUCAUUCUCAUACAGUGUCUGCCUAACAUCAUGGACAUGAUAACAAUAGCCAGCAAAAGGUUGUCCCCCAGAGCUGAGGGUGGUUUGAUAGCAGCAGUGGUGCUGCUGGCUUUCUUGAUUCCAUAUCUCUCUGACUGUAACCUCAUGAAUCUCCUGGAGGACAAUAUUUUGAAUAACUGCAUUGGACCAGUUAUUUCAAUGAUUACCUCUCCUAACACAUGCUUUCCAAGUGGGGCUCUGUCAAGGUUUAUUCUGUGUCAUAAAUUGGUGGAUCUCAUGUAUAUUUUGGGGCUUCGUCUGGGAUUUGAGUUGACCAGAAAGUAUCUGACCGCCAGCAUGGUGUGUUUGUUUGACACAUUUAGCAGAGUCCAUGGGGAGUCUUAUGUCCCCCCAGAUGGUCUGUCUACAGAAUCAGUGCCAGAUGAAAACAGCUUUGGUUCAGAUGAAUCCUACCUUACAAUCAAACUGGAUCUGUUAACCCAGCAGUAUAAAAUUGGCUCUCCAGUCAGUCUCAAAAACAUCCGGUCUCCACCCAAACGUGUUCUAAGCAAGAUGCACAGUCUCAGCUCUCUGGGAAUCAUGGAUGACAAAGAUGAUUUUGUAGAUGCCAAAUCUCCAUCAACAACAAUUGAGAAAUGUGCACAAGAAUUAAAAUGUGUAUUUUCUCCAGAACUUGCUCAGGCUUGUUAUAUUCCAUUUUGUCGGAUAUUUGGCAGUAUUCACAUGGAAGAAAAUCUUCACAAUGAGGACUUAAUCCGUCAGUUGUGUGCUCAACAUGACAGUCAAGCAGAUUUAUCCACCCCUAGGUCACCUUAUGAAAAUGGAACCAAACCCCCAGAGCCUCAUUUUGAUGAUGACCUGUUGACCCCCACUGACGAAAACCUGGCAUAUGGCAACAUAGGCAGCAAUGUGGCUGUGGUGGGCAAUAGAAUCCAACUGAAUGAGUCCAAUGUGGCAACAACUCCUCACCCAGAAGUUGGCCAGUUUGGCCGUGGAUACAAACACUCUGGUAUCCUGGCUAUCCGUUUGGAUGACUUGAGAUUGCCUGAAAUGGAUCAAAACAAAACAAGACAUCUAAGAGGGAACUGGCUGGCCUACUGGGAGAGAGAGUUGGGUCUGCAUGAGCGUGACACAAUGUUCAAUUUUAUGCAAAUAGAGUUGCAAACCUACACAGGCCACACCAGCAGCAUCAGGUCCCUGUACACAAUGGACACAGAGAACUGUUUUAUAUCAGCCAGCAAGGACAAAACUGUCAGGCUCUGGUCCAUCACAAGUGGAGGGGAUGGCAUGAAAAAACAAACUUGCCAGUUUUGCUACAAUCACCACAAGAAAUCUGUCUUCUCUGUGGCCUAUGUGGAGAGCAUGCGUCUGGUAGCUUCCUGUGACAGCACAGUACAUGUUUGGGACCCUUACACUGGCCUAGCACUCAAUCAACUCGAGUCCCCCAAAUAUGCCCCAGUUGUAGCACUUACAGCCCUACCUGCUCCAUCUACUUUAGUUGCCAUGGCAACAACAGAAGCUACUCUCAAGUUUUUAGACAUGCGUACAUCAAAGUACACUCAUGAGUUCAACUGUUCUGUGGGGAAUACAGGUUUGAUUCGUUGUCUGGUUGUGAGCCCAGAGAGUAAAUGGAUUGCUGUUGGUUUCUCCUCUGGUCUCAUCUACAUCCUGGACGUCAACAGCGGCAUUUUGCUGCACUACUGGAAGGCUCACGAUGGGGAGAUCCUUCAGCUGAUGGCGUACAACAAGUCCAGACUUCUCUCCUCGGCCUUUGACCAGACCAUCAAGCUCUGGAAUGUGGACACUGGCCAGGAGGUGUCUGGCACCAAGGCCCAGUCUGAGCCAGUCCAUUGCCUGUCCCUGUACAGGGACCAGCUGCUCUGUGCUACCACUGCCAACAAGGUCUCAGUCUAUGCUUCAAUUACUGAUAAUAUUCCAUUCUCUACAUCCAAGUUGAGACCAGCCAGCUUUAAAGGUGUCCUUACACACAUGUCCGUGCUGCCACUCAAUAAAGCUUUACUGCUAGGAUCAGACAAUGGAAUCAUCCGUCUCAUGGCGUAAUGUCAGGCAUCAUCCGUCUCAUGGCAUAAUGUCAGGCAUCAUCGGUCUCAUGGCAUAAUGUCAGGCAUCAUCAGUCUCAUGGAAUAAUGUCAGGCAUCAUCAGUCUCAUGGAAUAAUGUCAGGCAUCAUCCAUCUCAUGGCAACUCAGGCUAUGACAAUGUCAU